ACUGAAAACGUGGGUGAGGAGCUGCACAGAGAUGAUUCUCUGCUGCUGAUCAGGAAGAGAAGCAGCUGUCAGACACUAACAGUGAAGCUGAAGCUGAAUCUGAGGCUGGAAAGUGUUUUUAUACACAACUUUAAUGUGUGUACCGGAUGUGUUGCAGCCCUCACUGCCUGCAGGCUGAGAAACAGAAACAGUUUGUGAUGAACCAAUCAGAGUGUUGAGGUUUCCUGUGGAGCUCCGUCACAUAGAGGCUCCAUCAGUGAGGUGAAGUCCUCAGAGGACAUCAACAACUAUGGAGCUUCUUCCUCUCGUGUGUCUCUGUCUGCUGAGCUGCUCUGGAGACGGGUCGGUUGUCGUCACCGUGGAGGAAGGAAGUGACGCCAUGUUGCCCUGCUCCAUCAACACCAAGGAGAACAUCGAGAAACUGACGUUUGACUGGAAGAAAGGUCGUCAGGAGGUUUUCUUCUAUCAGAGCGGCAAACAUUACAAUAACGGUGGCCGAACAGGUCAAGAUAAACAGUUCGAAGGACGCGUUUUUCAUUUUGAGGAUGAACUGAAACACGGCAACGCCUCCAUAAAAAUCACCAGAACUCAGCUGACUGACAGCGGAAACUACGCCUGUACUUUCCCCCCCGACAGAAAUCCAUCCAGCGUCACUCUUCAUGUCGGUGCAGCUCCAAAGCCGUUCAUCACAAUACUUGCUGAAACAAAGGACUGGGUCCUCCUGCAGUGUGAAGCUCAUGGUGAUCCACUUCCUACAUUAGAGUGGAAGGACAGUGAUGACAACACUCUUCCUGCUGAUACACCUCAGAUCUCAGUAAGAGGAGGUCGAUCAUACAUCACCGUCAACGUCACUGUGACGAAGGCUGACCGCUAUCGCUGUGUAGCUACACAGGAGAAAUUCAGCCAUCAGAUUGGCUCUCAGAUUUAUGUGCUCCUGAAUGGUGCAGCUUCAGAACCGUCUGUCACAACAAUUAAAACAGAUGGUGUGACGGUUCUGCAGUGUGUCGUUAAAGGAGCUUCUCCAAAACCCAAAGUCGAGUGGAAGGACAGUUCUGGAAACAUCCUUCCUGUUAAAGACCUGAAGGAAACAGAAAGAGGAGACAGCUACGACAUCGUCCUCCAAACUACUUUGACCAAGACGGACAACUUCCGCUGUGUCGUCACUCAGGAAGAAAUCAACCAUCAGAUUUAUGCUGAGAUUGAUCUGAACAUCAAUGGACUUUCUGCUGGAGCGAUCGCUGGUUUUGUAGUUCUCAGCCUCCUGUUAGUUGUUGCUAUUGUUGGUGGUGUUGGUGGUGGACUUUACAUCAAACAUCUCAAAAAGGAAAAUCGUGAGAAAUACGAGGAGAAGAGAGAGCCUCAAACUGAACCCGACUCAUCGACCUCGCUGAAAGAAUCCAGCUGAUCCAGAAAUAUGACUCUCUUUGCAUGUGCUGUGAAGUUUGCUGCUGCUGAAUGUGUGAGUUGUAAGAGUGAAACAUUUAGAGAAAGCAGUCAGAGUUUCAGACGAUGCUGGAUGACAGUGAGGACGUUUUGUCUGCUUGUUUCAGGCAGUUUAAGAGUUAAAAGCUGUUUUAAAGUCAGUUUAAAGUGGAAAUGAGUUUUUGGGAUCAGGGUUGUGAUGGUAGCAACGUGGAAAUGAAGGUUGUUCUCACUUUGAUGCAGAAGACGCAGAUUUGGACUGAGGUGCACAUUACUUGGCAUUUGUUUUAAGGAGAAGAUAGUUUUCAGCUGUGAUCCUGUUGAGUAUAUUUAGUGUUCAGUAGUAACACUCACCUGAUACGUCAGCUCGGCUCUUGUUGUUACUUCCACCGUUGAUUCACCUCCACUGACUGACCACAUUAACACACCUGUCACAGUCACAUUACCUGAUGAGGUCGCUUCUGUCUCAGGAGGUGUUAAAGUGCUUUCAUUUAGUUUCCUUCAUUGUUUUAUUUAACAUGGAGCAUAAUAUACAUUACUAUCAGCCCUUCACAAUAAGAGCUGGUCCACAUGCAGCACAGUGACAUGUAGCUGUAACAGAAGAGAGCAGGUGGCCUUUAAUGCUGACAGAACUGAUUAUUAAUGAAUCGUUCUGUCAAGUGAGAAUUAAAUGAAUUCUGAUAUUUGGUGAGAUUCAGUUCCACUCUUGUGCAGCUUGAAGAGAAAAAAUGAUGCAGCGAACAAACUUUGACUCUGUUAUUAAUGUUGUUGAGGACAAAGACGAGCUCUUUCUCUCUGUUCUAUGUUGCUUUUAUUCUUUUAUUUUUAUACUCUGAUGAUCUGAAGCGUCUCUAGCAGCUGGUCAGUUAAUCACACGUCGCUGGUUCGAUCCCCGGCUCCUCCCGUCCACAUGUCCAAGUGUCCUUGAGCAACAGGCUGAAGCCCAAACUGCUCCUGAUGGUCAGACCAGCACCUUGCAUGGUAGCUGACUGCCAUCGGUGAGUGAGUGAGUGAGUGAGUGAGUGAGUGAGUGAGUGAGUGAAUGGAUGAAUGAGGGCAGCAGUGAUGUAUAAAUGCGUCUAUUUACCAAAUAUUAUCAGACUGCUUGUAGAGCUUAAAGCUCCUGACUGAGCUCCACAUGUGCUUUAAAACCAUCAGACUUCACUGAACUGAAGCUGCUGUUAACACUGUCAGUCACUGUCAACAUUUUGUAGCUACCAGUUAAUAUAAUGUGACGCUUAUGGUUUGUUUUAUAUUAGUGUAAUUGAUAUUGUUGGACUAUUAUCUGGCCCCCAAAAAUAUCCCCAUGUUAAAUCAUAAUCAUGACAUAAACUAAAUGUUUUGACAUAAAACAUCAAAAUUAGUCAAUGAAAACUUCAAAAUUAUUAGAGAAUAAAGUAAAUAAAUUGACAUAAUACAUUAAAAGAAUCAAAAUUAUGGAUACAAUUUUUUCAGUUUUUCUCACAUUAUUUUGUAUUUUAUCUCAUAAUUAUUAUUUAUCGCAGGAGUAUUUUAUUUUCAUGAAGGCUCAUUUCAUUUUUAUGCUUCCUUGUAUUUGUUGAGGUGCUGAUCCAGAGUCAGUUACUAACUGAACUCUACACUCAGUGUCCAGUUUAUUAUAAUUAUAAGGUUUUAAUGUUCAGUUUGUUGUCAAAGAUUCGACUAAAUGAAUCAGUUUGGAGGCUGUUGAACUGUUGUGUCUUAUUCUGCAGCUGUUUGUAUUAUUCUGAUAUUAGUUUCAGCUGGAUGAACCUGAUAAACUGUUGACUGAUGUUUGAAUUGUGUCUCAGAGUUCAUGUGUGUUUCUGUUGUUCACUGAUGAUGCUUUUGUCGUGUUUCAGGUCAUUAAAACAUGAAAACUGUCAAA
Molecule: messenger RNA, 3289 nt
Organism: Acanthopagrus latus (yellowfin seabream)
Lineage: Eukaryota; Metazoa; Chordata; Actinopteri; Spariformes; Sparidae
Product: butyrophilin subfamily 2 member A1-like
Exons: 8
Coding region: 290-1405 (371 amino acids)
Source: RefSeq, a predicted model, not a curated record